CCCCAAUACCCUAAACCCUAUACCCUAACCCCUAUACGCUAUUCCCACACCCUACCCACACCCUAUUCCCACACCCUACCCCUGUCCUAUCUCCUCAUCCAGUACCCCAGCCUCUCUACCAGGGAGACACCAGUCUACAGCGUCAAGUUCUCCAGUACUAGCAGGUCCAGUCGUCAUCAUGUUCUAUGGGUCGUCCUCUACCUCGGGGGCCUCCAUGUCGCUGCCCUCCAAGAGCCGUCUCAAACGCCAGAGCAGAACUUUCACGCAGGUUCUGUACCGGACUCUGAGUUACCGGGAUCGUCCCCCGGCCGACCACACCUCCCGAGACCGCCGUUCCGUCACCGAACCCCCCGACGACGACCGUCCCCGUGACGACCCCGCGGAACUCUCCACUCAGAGCUCCGCCCCCGGCGUCCUGAAGAUCUUCGGAGAUGAGAUCUGUGAGGGCGCCAACUACAAGUCCGUCCUCGCCACGCCCCGGUCCAGCGCACAGGAACUGGUCAAAGAGGCGCUGGAACGCUAUUCGCUGAACAAAGCCUCCGCCCACUCCUACGUCCUCUGCGACGUGAUAGGUCAGCUGGAGGGGGGAGGAGGUGGAGGUCAGGAGGGAGGAGAGGGCGAAGGAGUAGGACAGGGGGGAGGAGGGGGGUGGAGGACGGAGUGUCUGCGGGCGAUGGGCGACAACGAGAAACCGUUGUUGUUACAGGAACUAUGGAAGCCCAGAGAGGGACAUGCCAGGAGGUUUGAGCUGCGGAGGAGAGCGGAGGUAGAGGAGCUGAACGCUAAGGAGAAGGAUACGGUCACUGCAGAUAUCAACGCCCAGGCUAGGAAGCUACAGAGGAACAGAACUAAAGGAACUCUGACACUACCUCGACCUGGGACCACCUUCUGCCGUUCCCUCAGUGAGACCAGUCUCAACCAGUUGGGGGGUGCAGACGAGCCGAAGCGUUACUACUCCACCCUGCCGGGACCUCUGAGGACGAGGGGGAGGAGAGGGGGAGGAGAGGGGGGAGGAGGGGUGAGACAUUCCCUCUACCAGUCCCCUCACCUGUUGCUGCUGCAGGGAUACAACAGACAGGACUGCCUGGUGUACCUGUUGAACAGAGAGCAGCACACUGUGGGUCAGGAGACCCCGUCAGCCCGUCCAAACAUCUGCCUGUCCUCUCCUGACAUCCUGCCACUCCACUGUCGCCUCCACCGGGUCCCUGCCCCCCGUCACCAUGGCAGCACCCCCAACAACAACAACAACCCCUCAGCAGCCGUCGCCGCCGUCACCGGGGACGACCGCUCCUGCGUUGCCGUGGAGCCCAUCCCCCACGCGACGGUCCUGGUCAACUUCUCCCGGUGCGAGCAAUCCACCCAGCUCCGCCAUGGUGACCUCCUGUCGUUCGGAGCCCACUACAUCUUCCUGUAUAAGGACCCAACGGGUGCCAAACCACUCCCCGCCCAGACGUUGGCACGCCUCCGAACCCUGGGGCAGCUGUACGAGGCUGGGGGAGGGGGGGUGGAGACGGAGGGUGGGACGGAGGGGGGAGGGACCUGUAAGACAUGUGGCUCGUUGUUAAAGGACAGGGGGGCGUUGUCCUCCCAAACCGGCCCCCCCGCCAGGCGCAGUUUCAAACCACACCUGGUGAAACCCCAAGGCGGGGGGGCGGGGGGGACAGGCGUCGUAACGACGAUCUUGGCGGGACAGAACCAGAAGAGACGCCUACAGCUGGACUUUGAACAGGCCCACGAGGACGCCCUGGUGAGCAGGAUCAUGUCUCUGAUCGAGCCGGGCGGAGACGACCACAAGUUAGCCCCUGCCUACCUGCUGUGUCUCUGCAUACAGCACUCUGCUUCCGCCUUCCCACCAGGCUGCUUCGGCAAAUUGCUGCUGAAGAUAGUACGAUGCAUACAGACCGUCUCCUGGGAGAAGACAAAGGAAUUGGCACAGAAGCAAGCUCAGCAUCAGGACCCGGCCUCCCUGUCUCUCCUAUCCAUCAGUGAUCUAAUCCCAGACCUGCAGGUCGUAUUCUUCUGGAUGUCCAACAGUAUAGAGAUCCUGUACUUCAUCCAACAGAAGGCCCCAGCAUACACACAGGGCAUAGAGACGCUCGACUCUAAAGGUUCCAAGGAGUCGUUGCUAUCGGCAACCAUCUCAGCCAAUGAGGAGGCUAUGACCAUCCUGGAGGAAGUGAUCAUGUACACCUUCCAGCAAUGUGUCUACUACAUCACCAAGUCCCUGUACGUAGUACUUCCUGGUCUACUGGACUGUAACCCAUUCCCAGUGGACAGCUCUGAACCCUGCUGGAGAGGAGGUACAGGGUUUCCUGAGCCCGUUCGCAGGGUCCUGCAGGUGCUCCAGUGCAGUCAGGAGCUACUCCAGGGGUACCAGGUCCACCCAGAGGUCCAGGCCCAGAUGUUCUCCUACCUCUUCUUCUUCUCCAACGUAUCUCUCUUCAACCAGCUCAUGGACAAGGGUCCGUCGCGGGGCUGGUUCCAGCGCUCUAAGGUUCUCCAGGUACAGGCCUGUGUCAGGAUGGUUCUAGAGUGGACUAGGAAGGCGGGGCUUAGUUACCUGGCAGACAAGUUCUUCAACAAGUUCAACAGCGCUGUCAGCAUCCUGGCCACACCUCCUCAGCAGCUAACACAGAUGAGUUGGAAGGUGCUGUGUGCAGACCACCCCAGUCUGAAGCCGGUUCAGCUGCAUGGCCUGUUGACUCAGUACCAGUUGACAGCUGAGAUGGGGCCUGUUCCUAUCUGGCAGCCCGGCAGUGAGGAUGAGGCAUACAUAUACAGGACAGUGGACCUUUUGGAGAGUUUCGAGAACCACCCUCCCAUCGUCCUCCCCAGCGGGGGGUUCAGAGUGGAUCUGGACAGUGACUGUCUAGAGGACAGCAUCUAUAGGCAGCUGCUCUAUGUCAAGCACUUCCUCUGGGGGCUACGCACACACCCCACUGUCAACAACACACACACUCACACACACCCCACUGUCAACAACACACACACUCACACACACCCCACUGUCAACAACACACACACUCACACACACCCCACUAUCAACAACACACACACUCACACACACCCCACUAUCAACAACACACACACUCACACACACCCCACCGUCAACAACACACACACUCACACACACCCCACUGUCAACAACACACACACUCACACACACCCCACUAUCAACAACACACACACUCACACACACCCCACCGUCAACAACACACACACUCACACACACCCACUAUCAACAACACACACACUCACAAUCACACCGCGGUUAACGGGACUGGAACGAGCACGAGCACCGGGACGAGUACCACACCCGCAGACUGGCAGGAAGCACAGAGGGAGUUCCCUCCGUCCCACAACAGUCCCCGGUCAGGAGGGGUGGAGGAGUGGGUGAGGGACAGAACCCCAGGCCAAUGUCACAACAGUGUGAGGAGAAAUGGCACCGCCCCCCACCUCCGGCCGACCAACCAGGACCCUUCGUGCCUCCUGACUUCGCCCAACACGCCCCGGAACCCCGAGGGGGGUGGGGCUGACCUGGUUGGACACGCCCCCCAGGUCAACGGCUGCAGUAAUAGGACACCUUCAAUGGACAAGAAGAAAAGCAACGGACUAGAGGGUAAAGACUCCUGUUUAUAUCUGGGUAAUAUACACAACCGACUAGAUGGUAAAGACUCCUGUUUAUAUCUGGGUAAUAUACACAACGGACUAGAGGGUAAAGACUCCUGUUUAUAUCUGGGUAAUAUACACAACCGACUAGAUGGUAAAGACUCCUGUUUAU
This is a messenger RNA of Oncorhynchus keta (chum salmon), 3781 nucleotides long. RefSeq names its product Ras association and DIL domains (gene radil). The record is from RefSeq and is a predicted model, not a curated record. Gene Ontology annotation, biological process: substrate adhesion-dependent cell spreading; signal transduction; neural crest cell migration. The transcript is spliced from 17 exons. NCBI's taxonomy places the organism in Eukaryota, Metazoa, Chordata, Actinopteri, Salmoniformes, Salmonidae. Gene Ontology annotation, molecular function: GTPase binding. Bases 179 to 3397 code for a protein of 1072 amino acids. Gene Ontology annotation, cellular component: microtubule.